AUGCAUCCAUCUCUAGAAACCUACGAGAAACUAUUCAACGAACACUCAAAUACCAUACAAUGUUCUUGUACACGUUUGUCUGUACCUUAUGGGACAUUUCUAAAUGUAACAUUUGUAUUACAUCAAAUAUGUUCGAGCGAUAUGGUUUCACCAAUAUGGCUAAAUUAUCUAUCUUUGUUCGAUCCGACUCUUAUACCUCCUUGGACAGAGACAGCAUAUUCACGUGAUUUCCGUCCUUCAGGUGUGUUGUAUUUUCAACUUUUGGCUACAUUCUGCUCUUUGACUACAAUCAAUAUUGAAGAUAGUCAACGUGUUUUCACCAAUACACUAUUCGUUAGCAAUCAUCUUCUUCCUCGAUCACUCUUCGUUCAACAAACUCAAGCAGUGGCCGAAGCAUUUAUCCAUGAAACACGUAACAACUUUGUACGUAUUUUAAAUUGGAUUGAUAUUGCUGGUACUAUAAAUCAGUUUUUAUCGGGAACAAACGUUAAUUUCCAAGUUACAAUGGGUAAUGACGACAAAGUAAAUAUUGAGGACGUACUGCUUUAUCCACUAGCACAAAUAACUGCCGAAGGCAUACAGGUCACUGAACCAUGUUCAUGCACAACUAAUUAUGAUGUUUGCCUUUUAAGAUCUGUUCUGUUUACAAAUGGAUCGAGUUUCUUCGAAUUUCUGGAAGUUUCUUAUGAAAUAUUUGUGGGUUGCACGCCAUUAAUCGGAUUCUUUAGCUCUCUCACCGACUGGUGGUACAAUAAAAUUCAUAUUGAAAAUAUACGGGCAACAUACGCUGGCAUAAUCAUUCCUGAGUUUCCACCUGAUAUCAAGCCACUCAAUACAUCGAUUCCGACUCGAUUCGAUGACAGUACAUUAGAUUUAAUCAACCAAAUGUUUUUGGAAGCCUCAAUCAUCAGUAAUGAUCGUUAUGCUCUGUAUUACAGCCAAUGUGCACCUCUCAGCUGUUCAUAUACAAUAUUCGAGCGUCGGAAUAUUAUCAUCGCAAUUUUAUUGCUUGUUUCAGUUUGUAGUGGACUCAAUCGAGGUCUUCGAUUAGUUGUACCAUUGAUUGGAAAGCUUAUUCUCGUUAUUUUCGAAAAAUGGAGACAUCGGAGAAUCGUUCGUGGUGAGUGUAUUGUGCAAAAAUAA
Rotaria sp. Silwood2 is the source of this 1143-nucleotide messenger RNA. NCBI's taxonomy places the organism in Eukaryota, Metazoa, Rotifera, Eurotatoria, Philodinida, Philodinidae. The record is from the annotation of a GenBank genome assembly.